CCUUCACCGUCUUCUUCAACUGUUGAAAGGUUCUUAAGAACAAGGAUGAGAACAUCAACGAUGGAAUCUUUGUCGCUGACCUCUCUCGAUAACAUUUUCGCCAAGUGUCGACAUAGUAAUUUCAAGAUUAUACCCCAAAGUAUAUCGACUUCAGCCAAACAAUCAGUCGCGUGCUUAAUAUCGAUGACCAGAGACGAGAGAUUACACGCUUCCAUAUACUGCAAAAUAACGAACUCUAGCAUCGUCUGAAUUUGUUCAUGGCUACAGUAAGUAUAAUAUGACGGAAGGAACGAUAAAAUGAGAUCCACUGCCUGUGAACGUAGACACAACUCCCUUAUAUCGUUCGAGGGGAGAUUCAUCAGUGCGGACAAUUCGAUCUUUGCAUUGGGGCGGGUACUACUCUGAGGAUUUAGUAAUAUCAUAAGCACAGCCGUAUAUGGGCACUUCAACAUUUCCGCUGAGAAAGUUUUUUCAAGCUGCAUUUCAGAUUGAUUUCCAUCACGGUACCACUUAGCCACCAAUAAUAACUCCACCAACGCCUUCGCCAGCCUGCAGGCUUCCACGUGCUUACUAUUUUUCCACAAAAACGUUAUAAUACUUGGUAAAUCGCUACAUAUUUCGGAACUAAGUUUGUCAUAUCGUAGCACAUGCACGGAACCAACGAGUUUCUCCAUGAGAAAAGUGAAGUUACUUACACACUCAGUACCAGUGCUAUUGAGAAUCACAUCCCGCAGUUCACGAAAGCGUUCAAUGGCCGUAGUAGCCCCCAAAGAUGAGAAGUGUUGACAAACGGCAUGAAGCACAGGUGAAGUGGAAGAAAAUUGGAAUACCUUGCAAGAUUUCAAGAUGACUAUCAAAGCAUCGAUAAUUUCCUUCCCAAAACCAGUGAAAUUUUUGAGGAGCGCCUCGGAAGAGGCAUCGUUACCUGAAAUAGGUAAUAUCUGUUAG
Molecule: messenger RNA, 948 nt
Organism: Haemonchus placei
Lineage: Eukaryota; Metazoa; Nematoda; Chromadorea; Rhabditida; Trichostrongylidae
Source: the annotation of a GenBank genome assembly